ACAAGUCUUAGAAAAACCAUAACAACAAAUCAAUCAAAUCAAAUAUUCCAAAUAUUAAAAACUCAAACUUUUAACAGAAACAUAACCAACAACAAAAGAGCAACGUAAUUCAUUAAUCUUUUGCUUUUCCAUUCUUCUAAUCCAAGAGGCAAGCUUUGGAAUUUUCUCGGGGUUUCAUCUUCAUUACUCUUCAAUUUCAAAACCCACUAAGGGAUUAGUUUCUUGUUUUCUCCUUAACCAUGGUUUUGCUAUGUUGCAAGAAGGGUCAUGUUCAGUUUCUUCACCCUUGAAGUUGUUCUCCAUGAUGUCAGCUUCACCUAGCUUAGGAUCUUCACAUUCUUGGCUUAAAGAACUGAAAUCUGAAGAAAGGGGUUUGUAUUUGAUCCAUUUGUUGCUCACUUGUGCAAAUCAAGUAGCUGAUUGUAAUCUUGAGAAUGCAAAUGCAACACUUGAGCAAAUUUCCAUGCUUGCUUCCCCUGACGGCGACACCAUGCAGCGAAUCGCAGCUUAUUUUACUGAAGCACUUGCUGAUAGGAUACUCAAAGCAUGGCCUGGUCUCCAUAAAGCACUUAAUUCUACUAGAAUGGUUAUGGUUUCAGAAGAGAUUCUUGUGCAGAAGCUCUUUUUUGAGCUUUUUCCUUUCUUGAAGGUAGCUUAUAUUCUUACAAAUCAAGCUAUCGUUGAAGCGAUGGAAGGGGAGAAAAUGAUUCACAUAAUUGAUCUCAAUGCUGCUGAACCUGCUCAAUGGAUUGCACUCUUACAAGUUUUGAGCACGCGUCCCGAAGGCCCUCCGCAUUUGAGAAUCACCAGCGUUCAUCCGAAGAAAGAAGUUCUCGACCAAAUUGCUCGUAGACUGAUUGAAGAAGCUGAAAAGUUGGAUAUACCAUUCCAAUUCAAUCCUGUUGUCAGCAAAUUAGAAAACCUCGAGUUUGAGAAACUUCGUGUUAAAACCGGCGAGGCAUUAGCAAUUAGUUCUAUCCUCCAAUUACAUACCCUUUUAGCCUUGGAUGAUGAAACCAUGAAGAGAAAAUCUCCUCUUUUGUCAAAACCCUCAAAUGGAACUCACUUGCAAAGAUUCCAUCCAAUGAACCAAACAUCAUUAGGUGAUUUGUUCGAGAAAGAUACCAGAAGUCUUGAGUCAACCUCAUCAUCGCCGGCUUCGAUUACCAUUGAGAGUUUUCUCAAUGCCUUGUGGAGAUUAUCACCAAAGGUAAUGGUUGUAACAGAACAAGACUCCAAUCAUAAUGGUUCAACUCUUAUGGACAGGCUACUAGAAGCUUUAUACUCUUAUGCAGCAUUAUUUGAUUGUUUGGAAUCAACCGUCCCAAGAACCUCGUUGGAGAGAUUAAGGGUGGAGAAGAUGCUUUUCGGCGAGGAAAUCAAGAACAUUAUUGCAUGUGAGGGAUUAGAAAGAAAGGAAAGGCAUGAAAAGCUUGAUAAGUGGUUUAUGAGACUUGAUUUUACUAGAUUUGGUCAUGUGCCUUUAAGUUAUUUCGGUAGGUUGCAAGCAAGGAGGUUUCUGCAGAGUUGUGGUUGUGGAGGAUAUAAAAUGAAGGAGGAAAAUGGUUGUGUAGUAAUAUAUUGGCAAGAUAGGUCCUUGUUUUCAAUAUCAGCUUGGAGAGCUAUGAAGUAAGACAUGGUCUAUGUUUCGAUCAGCGGUGAGUUUGGCAAAAUCGUGGUGAUUCACCCUGAUUCUGUCAAUCUCACCUGCCAAUUCAAACAUGCACAAAAUCAAAAACCAAAAUAACAAUGAGAAAAAAAUAAGCAUGUAUUGAUCUUUUUUCUUUGUAUGAAAGUGCUUUGUCUUUAUAGUAAUAAAUACUCAUCAAUAUUGAGUUUUAGAUAUACUCCUAUUGCAUGGUACACCUCAUUAGGAAAGAAAAAUUGCGAUGAAGGUAUAGAAGAAAUGGAAAAACUAAUUAGGGUUCUGUAAAUACAGUGUCAUCAUUCAUUGCUUAUGUGACCAUAUUAAUUUUUGUGAACCAUAUGU
This is a messenger RNA of Trifolium pratense (red clover), 1990 nucleotides long. RefSeq names its product scarecrow-like protein 3. The record is from RefSeq and is a predicted model, not a curated record. Gene Ontology annotation, biological process: regulation of DNA-templated transcription; response to gibberellin. The transcript has 2 exons. Gene Ontology annotation, cellular component: nucleus. Lineage: Eukaryota; Viridiplantae; Streptophyta; Magnoliopsida; Fabales; Fabaceae. Gene Ontology annotation, molecular function: sequence-specific DNA binding; DNA-binding transcription factor activity. The coding region runs from base 251 to 1633 and encodes 460 amino acids.